AUGAAUGGUGUGGCUCUGAAAGAUGCUCAACGUAGACUGGCGGAAUCCAACUCUGAAUUAACGGAGGCUAAAAUAAAUAAAUCAGAUAUGGAAAAAACCAUAUCCGAUUUACGUGCUCGCCUGUCUACAGCUCAGGAGGCACGUGACCAGUUGAAUGAGAAUCUCACACAGUUGAAAGCUCAGCUUCAACAGACUGCGGAUAGUUUUGAGGCGGAACGCCGCAAGCUGCGUGCCUAUGAGGAGGAAAAGGUUGGACUGUCUGAUCAGAUUGAACAAUUGCAAGGCCAACUACAAAAGUUACAAGUGCAGUUGGACGAACAACGGAAACUAAGCGAAACCAUACAGAAAUCCGUUCCAUCUGAACAAUUCUCGGCUCAACAAGAGCGUAUCCGUUCAUUGGAAGCCGAAGUGACUGGUUUGCAAACAGAAAACCGCGAGGCUCGACAAAAAGCCACACUCUUGGCCAGUGAGGCAUCGAAUUUACGUCGUAACUAUCAGGACCAAGUGAAUGAACUAAACGAUCAACUUUCAGUAGCCCAAAAUUUCUGUCGUUCAUACAAAACCCAAAUGGAAGACGAUCAGAAAUCGUUGGCAGCAGCAAAACAACGAGAACAGAGCUUAUUGGAGGAAGUUGAAAAAGUCAAACAAAACCUGGAAGCUGCUAUCCAAGCGCGACGAUUGAUCGAAGACACUAUGGUUGUGCGAGAAUCGGAACUGGCUGGAGCUAAAGUAGAGCUGCGUAGUUUAGAAGAAGCGUUCGAAAAUUUCCGGAAGCAAAUAGGCACGGAACUGAAUCGACUUCAGGCUUUGCAUGAUCAACGAGUGAACGAGUUGAACGAGGUUUCCGCCCAGUUGGAUGAGAUGCGCAAUCGGUGCUCGGUGGAACAGGAAAACAAUGAGCGACUAACCGAACAGGUUUGCAAACUUCAGAAAGAAAAAGAGGUUCAACAACGAAAUAUGGAUGUUAUCGUGAACAAGUUCUACCAAGAAAUGGAGCAUCGAAUCGCUCCGGCUGAGGGACGUAGUCGUGCACGGAAAAAGCAGGAUAACGAAGCCUAUCAACUGUUGGAGAGAAACUACAAAAAACUGGAAUCCACAUCUCAACGUUCGAUCGCAGACCUACGAAGAACCAUCGAUCAAUACAAGCGUGAUCUGGCCGAACGGACAAACACAAUAGCUAUCCUGACGGAAGAUUGUCGCGCGAAAGAUGCGGAAUUGGCACAAAUCAAUGCCCUUGUUACUCAAUUAUAUGCAAGACUAGAUCAGACUGCACCUACGCAGUCCACUCCAGUCAAGAGAAAUGAAUCAUUGAACUCCCACACGGGUGCGGCAGGUGACAACAGUGGGACAUUUGUUCGUGUUUCCUCCACGGGUUCAUUCACUGGCAACCCGAACUCCCCUAUUCCUCAGGAAAUGACGGUCAGUACAGAUUUUGGCGAUCCUUCUCGUUCCGACAUAUUGUCUACUGUCCUGGAACAAAUAGUGGACCUGGAUGGAAAGGGUCGCGCGCGAAACAAACAAACAUGGUUGCCUAAAUACGCAGUUCUGAAACCGUUCGUCCUGGCAUUCUAUGUGUCUCGUGCAGAUAAAGAAUUGGGAGCCGGACCAGUUGAAGAAAUUCCUUUAUGUCGACUUUUGCAUUUCCGAAAAGCGACCACAUUGGAUUUGAUUCAUAGCAAAGCAGAAGAAGUGGCGCGCACAUUACAAUUAUUUUACAAAAAAGAAGAAACUCCUGUCAUUCCGGCCAAUGGUGACAAUCCCGGAGUGGAUUUGAACAGCACCAUAGCUAGCAACCGAACCAGUGUCGGCGUGCACAACGGACCGGGCGAUUCGCAUAUUCGUUGGCUCGAUCACACAUUCCAACCGAUGCGAUUUCGGGUGGGUCAAACCUUGUGUGAUGUCUGUCAUCGUCCCUGUUCCGAUCUACUAAACCCACCCCCGGCAUUGGAAUGCAUCAAGUGCCGUACACGAAUACAUUUGGAACAUGUGGACAAGCAUCAGAAGUUUGCUUCCUGUCACAAUGCCACUCAGGUUCGUUAUGUACGAAUGCCAAAUACCCAAGAGUUGGAGACGUGGCUUCAUCACCUGAACGAGUUGGGCAAAUGCUUACGGGAAUUACAAUUAAAUCCUGAAAAGUUACUCGAAUCCGGUCUGGCAGGUUUGGCUGCGGCGGCUGGUGGUGUUGCUCAUAUCGGUACUAUUUCUGCAGCCACUCCGCUCUAUCGGAGCAUGCGUGCCGGAUCGAUGGGGGCCGCAAUUGUUAACAGUCUUGUGCCCAUGAGAUCAGACAGUAAAGCCUCCACAGCGCGGAGCUCAUUCAAAGGCCGGCGAUCUAGACACGGUCUGUCUCCCAGUACCAAAUCUCCAACACGAUCGCUCUCACCGGAUUUGUCCACCUCAUCAGGAAAAUGA
Molecule: messenger RNA, 2412 nt
Organism: Echinostoma caproni
Lineage: Eukaryota; Metazoa; Platyhelminthes; Trematoda; Plagiorchiida; Echinostomatidae
Source: the annotation of a GenBank genome assembly